AUGUCGCAACUGUCGAUUGUGAAAGAUCAACUGCUCAGUAAGGGCAUCAACCACUUUGUUGUGCUAUCCAGUUCCGGUCAGGUGGUCGAGUACAGCGGCGACUUUGAGAACAAGGAGAAGCAGAUACUGGCGUACGCUAUUCUUCAGCAAUGCACAGCGUUGUUUGCGAAAGGUGAGUUGAUGAAGCGAGUCACCAUGAAGUUCGAGGACGUGCUUUACGUGGGGACAACCGUUCAAGAUGGUGCGACGGUGUACGGUGUUGUAGCCAAGCGUCCCACGAACGCGGCGACGAUGUGA
Molecule: messenger RNA, 297 nt
Organism: Leishmania braziliensis MHOM/BR/75/M2904
Lineage: Eukaryota; Euglenozoa; Kinetoplastea; Trypanosomatida; Trypanosomatidae
Exons: 1
Coding region: 1-297 (98 amino acids)
Source: RefSeq, a predicted model, not a curated record